GCUGAAGGGGUCUCCAUGGUAACGGCCCGAACGCAACCGCUAGAAUCUUCCCGGCCACGUGGGGGCGCUGUCUCGAGCUCGACCCCAUCCUGUCCAGCAGCUCCGCUGCCUACGUCACCACAUUUCACCGAAUGCGAUGGAACGUCGCGGAGAACCGUGAAGGUGGCUUCCAGAAACAGGUGCAAAAUGAGGGCAGCGUCUCCUGUGCUCGCAUCGUGCGUGGUUCUGUGUCUCCUCCUGGGCUUCGGCCAGGCAGCCAGACAAGGACAGGACAUCAAAUGUGGAGCCUGCAGGGCUCUGGUAGACGAGAUGGAGUGGGCCAUCUCCCAGAUAGAUCCAAAGAAAAUGAUCCAGACUGGAUCCUUCAGGAUCAACCCGGACGGUAGCCAGUCCAUCAGAGAGGUUCCUCUGGCUCGCUCAGAGGGCAACCUCCUGGAGCUGAUGGAGAGCGUGUGUGAGAGGAUGGAGGACUAUGGCGAGCACACAGAUUCUUCGACAAAUAGGAAGUCCUACGUUCGGGUCAAAUCUCGGAGCGGGGAGGCCAUGGACCUCUCAGAGGCCACGCUGGAUUCAAGAGUUACAUCCAGCUUAAAAUUUGCAUGUGAAACAAUUGUUGAGCAGCAUGAAGAUGAAAUCAUUGAAUUUUUCGCUCAUGAGACCGAUAAUGUUAAAGACAAACUCUGCAGCAAGAGGACAGACCUCUGUGACCACGCUCUGAAAAUGCCCCAUGACGAACUUUGAUAUCACCUCGCCAUGGCUGCCGUCUCUCCUCAGCUGAAAUGGAGACACUGGGUGCUGUUUUCAGGUGUCACUUAUCACCGGCUUACGCCAUGGCAGUUGUACAAGUUGUAUACAAAUCAUUGAAAUCUGUAAAACAAUAGAAAAUCCACCUUAAAAACAAAAAGGGUUUUUCCUGUGACCAUGGAGAAUUUAAGGACCAGUUUGCCAUUUUUUGGCCACGUCGCUUUGCACUAUCUUGUCACUUGUUUAUAUAGUGUAAGUUAUUACACUUUUCAGGUUUCUGUUUCUCAUAUGAAGGCUCUUGUCUUGUCUUCAACAGGUAAAUCUGAAACUGUGAAACAGCAAAGAUGAAGUUAGACUUCAAAGUGGAUGCAGGAUUUCUUACAGCAUUUGAUGUAUAUACAGUAAGAAUUCCAAUUUAAGACAAAUACAUAGAGAUUAGGUUGAAAUUUGGUCAAGUGGUCCUUAAGUCCAUAUUCAUGCACACUGAAACAGUGCCUGACAAAGCUACGCAGAGUUGCUUUGAUGUCACUAGUAACUGAAAAAAACAAGUGUCAUUUGAUGCCAAAUUACUUACACACGUUCAGUUCUAGCUUCAGUAGGGAGUUUUUAAUUCUCAACAAUAUUUAUUUAACAGUCCAUGAUCACAAGAAUAACUGAUGACAGUUCUGUUUGUUUGUUUGAUUUUUUUUUUUUUUUUUGGGUUAAGAGGAAGUUAAAGACCACAAAUUACAAAGUACAUUAUGUAAGAUCAGGAAUGAAGAUGAUUUCAGAUUUGAGUGGAAUUAGUUCCAAUGUAGUGCAAAUGAGAAAAUGUUUGCAGAACAAAUGUUUCCUAGGUAGCAUCGCACUACUCAAAGGACCAAUCCUUUUUAUUCACUAGUAGAAGAACCUCAGUAUAGUCAUUGUUGUUGUGAAAUUAAUUACAGUUAACGAACUGAUCACACAUUUUCCACUAGAGAAUAUUGGCAACUGAAUAUUCAUUGAAAGUUGCAGCAAAGUCAAAAAAUAAAAUGAAUGAAUGAAAGAAAUUCUAAGUACUGAAAAACUUCACCCACCGCUUCCUGUAAAAUUAUGAAUUCAAAUUUGACUUUGUUGCCUCUAGUGUCCUAAACACUUUCAAACGAUCCCCGGGACUUUUAUUUUUGUCCAUUAAUUUACACACCAUCCGGAGAGUGUUACAUGAACUACUGGAAUCUGUUUUGGUUUCAAAGAAAAUUAAAUCCUGACAAAAAAGUAUUGAGGUGUAAAAGGUCUGAAAUGUUGCAAACAGUAUGGGUUAAUAUUAACAGUAAUUAUGUCCGGUAAAAAAAAAAAAUCUGCUUUCUCUCCAUGUUGCCCUUCAAAUCCAGAGAAGAAAACUAUCUUUAUACCAAACAAAAAAGCAUAAAAUAAGAAUAAGAUAGUUGGUCAGUCUUAGCUUCAGGAGCAGGCAAAUGACAAGUGUUAUUUUCAAUAAACACUACCAAAACCAGCUGCAAUCCCCUUUUAUUAUGAUAUUUAAAGAGUGUUCUAAAGUUUAGUUUUCUUUAUUCUAGUAAAACUGAACUCUAAUGUAUUUCUACUAGAGUGUACUGUCGUCCAUAAUUUGGUCUUUAAGGCCUGGAUAAAGAAUCACACUCAGCUGGAAAAUCUUCAUGUUGUAAGGCCAGGAGGUAUAUUUGGUAUCAUUUAUUUUACAGUGUGUGAAAAAAUUAACUUUCCGUCUCAUGUGAACCUUGUACGUUUUCUGCAUCUGUUGUGUCUUCAAUCAAUUGAAAUAUAUUUGUAAAACAUCAACAUGAGUUUACCAUCUAAUUUGUAAGUUACAAGUCAUACAACUUUAACAAUAAAUUACUUAAAUCAUAAUUUGGCAUCACUAAAAUAUUACAUAUAGUAUAUUCUGAUUUUUGUGCAUAAACCACAUACCAAGUUGACAGAUAUUUAUAACAGGCAAUGAGCUUACAUUUUUUGCUGUGAAAUUUUGAGACACAGUUUUGAUAAUCAUGUAUGUAUGCAUUUUUCCUUCCAUUCUGUUGGCAAAGUACUUUCAGGCUCAAAAAGCACCUGAACCCUGUUGAUUAGAUUUAGUUGCUCUAGUUGCCUUUACAUAGCAUCCAAAUUAUUAGAAAAACAAAAAUUAAAUAAGAGUCUGAUAAUAACCAUUUAACAUCAUUAAGAUCAGCCACUUACACAAUUUUUCACAUUUUUCCCCGAGAAUCUUUAGUGUAAAUGUAGUAUGUGGUAGAACAAAUUUCAUUAAGAGGACACACAUAAAGUAGCCAAUCCUUUUUUAUUACGUCAUAGUUGUAUUCAGAAAAUGGACUGAUGACAGAAAUUAAAUUACUGAAAUGUAGAGUGAUUAUAUUAUGAGAAAUUAAAUAUAAAACUAGGAAGUGAUUUCCAGUUUACAAAAGGUCUUGUUG
This is a messenger RNA of Xiphias gladius (swordfish), 3146 nucleotides long. RefSeq names its product canopy FGF signaling regulator 2 (gene cnpy2). Gene Ontology annotation, cellular component: endoplasmic reticulum. The transcript is spliced from 6 exons. The coding region runs from base 16 to 741 and encodes 241 amino acids. The record is from RefSeq and is a predicted model, not a curated record. Lineage: Eukaryota; Metazoa; Chordata; Actinopteri; Istiophoriformes; Xiphiidae.